This is a messenger RNA of Sclerotinia sclerotiorum 1980 UF-70, 207 nucleotides long. RefSeq lists its product with no specific name. The transcript has 3 exons. Lineage: Eukaryota; Fungi; Ascomycota; Leotiomycetes; Helotiales; Sclerotiniaceae. Bases 1 to 207 code for a protein of 68 amino acids. The record is from RefSeq and is a predicted model, not a curated record.
AUGGUUGGGGCUGGAGUCGAGUUAGAAACUCGGUCAAAACAAAGAAAGGAUUUUGGGAAAUGGAGAUUUCGGAGAGAAGCCUCUCUCGGUGAAUAUAGCAUGCAUAAUAUUUCAAGGUUAUUCUUAAAGUCCAACACGAGGCUUAGACGCUUAGAAGAAUGGCCAGCAUCCGCACCGGGCUAUCGAAGUGUUUGGACUUUCAUCUAG